This is a messenger RNA of Malassezia sympodialis ATCC 42132, 2037 nucleotides long. RefSeq lists its product as uncharacterized. Bases 1 to 2037 code for a protein of 678 amino acids. NCBI's taxonomy places the organism in Eukaryota, Fungi, Basidiomycota, Malasseziomycetes, Malasseziales, Malasseziaceae. Gene Ontology annotation, cellular component: Ino80 complex. The transcript is spliced from 2 exons. The record is from RefSeq and is a predicted model, not a curated record.
AUGUCGCGCUCGUACGCACGUAACCAGCCUGUGAAGCGCUAUGAUGGGGAGCCCCUCACACGCACAGAUGUACAGCAUGCCGUUUUAUGCUAUCUCUUUUCCGAUACGCGCCGUGUAUUCACGAAUCCCCGUGCCGGGUCGCGCGGAGCGCCCAUGUCGACGUUCAUUCAGUCCGUGGCCAAUGCGGAGGAUAUGCCGCUUGCGGUGAAUGCGGAUCCUGACCGCCACGCACUAGCCAACUCGCCGCGAGCCGUUCAGGCGUGCGUGGCAUCUGCAGUGGCAGGGCCGUUUCCCACGUUCGUGUGGCCAUAUGGGCAGUCGGCCGGCUCGGCGCGGCGCGCGGACGAGACUGACGAGGAGCGCGCUGCAUGGGAGGCGCGGCGCACCGAGUACCUGGAGUGGCGCGAAGCGACGUACCCGUCAUCGAUCACGCCCGAGGCGGAGCUGGACGAAGUACCACCCUCGCCCUGGGCGCACCCGGGCGCUGAAAAGCUCACGUUCAAAGAACUGUACAUCGAGGCGCUGAUGAACAGUAGCAAGUGCACAAAGAGCAUGCGAGAAAAGUGCUUCGUGGAUGAGGAGUAUGCUGAGGACUUUUCCAAGGUGUGCUUGCUCGUGAAUGUUGGCCGCAUUAAUACAACGCUGGCCUUCUACCCGGAGAUGAAGACGAUCUUGCGCAGCUACCACCCUGUGCCAUCCCUACAAAAGAGCGAGAAUACGCGGCGUAACAUGCAAGAUGCACCGCGCAUGAAGUCGCUGCUCAAGGCCGUGCUGCUUCCCUACGAGCGACCAGGGGGGUCAGGCACCGCCUCGGCCUCGGCGCGGCACGAGGAAGGGGAAGACACACUCGAGGUACCUGGCGACCUCGAUGAGCUUGCGCGUCGCCGCCGUACGCAGAAUCGACCGCCGACCUCCGUUGUCACGCUGAUUUUCCUCUUAGCGAACCAGGCACUUGACGUCACGUCUAUGCACUUUCCCGCGCAGGUUGAUGCACACUCGCUCUUUUUCCCACAGACCGGUCGGCCCAUCUCGGCGAAGCAGCGGGCGAAUGCUUUCCUGUGGCUACUCUACCACUACCUUGAGGGGCCUGCAUCACUCCCACCCGGUGCACCGGGAUCAGAAAAUCCGUUUGACGACGAUGUGUCGCGAGCUGCGCGCGCCGAGGCGCAUAAGGCAUGGGUGGAAGGUGGCUCUUUGCCACUCGAUGACGCGCAUCCCACAUGGCGUGGUAUCCCGAACCCAGAGUAUGCGCGCUGGCGCGAGCAGAACGAGCAUCUGGUUGAUGCUAGCGACGCAUCGUCCCGCAAGCCUCCGCGGAAGCGUGGCGCGGAUGGCGACGACGUGCCGGACGUGUCUCCCUGCCCCGAGACGCAUACACAUCGCCUGCUUAUCCCGGCGCUGCCAUCUAUGGCACCGGAGGCGUAUGCCAAAGAGGACGAGGAUCCACCAGAGGAGAUUGAAUGGGGCAAACGGAUGCAGGGCGAGCGCAGCGCAUUCCUUGUUCGGUUCGAGGAGGAGGAGCAGGCCAAGGUGCUUGCGAAUGGCGGCGUCGUCGAUGCCGCGGACGACGAGCGCGCAAAGAAGCGUGCGCACACCAGCACACAGAGCUGCUAUCCCCUGGCUAACAUCCUGGCGAACGCUGCCGCAGCCGGGUCCAACAAUGGCGCGCUGAACCGUUCGCCAAUCGGCUUCGUGAAGCGCGCGCGUCUCUCCUCGCGCCUCUCACAACCGCGCGAUGGGCCACUAGGUGCGGACGUGGGUGACGUAUCACAUGCUUCGGGAUCAGCUGCCGUGGAUGCCAGUGGAGAUGCUGAUGCAUGGCUAGCACAGGCCCCAUCACUUUGGGAUCUGGACUUGGCGCCGGCCAAUGCAGAUGCACCUCGCACGUCGCUACUUCGUGCGCAGUGGAAGCGUAUCCAGAAAGCCCCCGAUUACGACUCCGACACUGACGGCAAGCAUGACGACGAAGAAGUUCUCGCACGCACUCUGCUUGUCCUGCGUCGCUCACGCGAAAUCCGCGGCGACGGGCCGGUCUAA